Messenger RNA from Dentiscutata erythropus, 729 nucleotides. The record is from the annotation of a GenBank genome assembly. NCBI's taxonomy places the organism in Eukaryota, Fungi, Glomeromycota, Glomeromycetes, Diversisporales, Gigasporaceae.
AUGUGUAGCCUAUAUCCUAAUAUGUCUGAUUUUCAACUCUUGGAAGCUAAAGCUCUUGAUGAUAUUAAUGAUUUUGAUAAAGAACUUAGACGAAAGAAUACCCCAGGUGUAUUCAGAUACAUAAUCGAGAAAUGUUGUAAAUUUAAUCCUAAAAAACGUAUUACCUUAGAAGAAGUUAUUAUUGAGCUACAAAAUAACUAUAGAAAUAUACUAUGGAAUGAACGUGGAAGAUUGUUAGAAAAUGGUUCGUCAAUAAAAUGGGAUAUCAGGAAAGCAUCAUUGUUGGCAAAAGGAAAAUUAAGUAAAGCAGAGUUGGGCAAACAUGGUUUCAAGAAGAGGCUUCAGAAAAAUGAGAUGCACCAUUCAUAUGAUAAAAAAUCUUAUCUACACCCUGGAUAUGAUCCAGGGGACGUUUUAAGAAAAACUACUAUUACUAUUAAAAAUCAUUCAAAGCACAUUCUUGAUCAACACAGUUUGGUUUGGGGUGCUCGCAAGAUUGCUGGACCUGUUGCUACAGGUGCAGUAGGUGUUUUUGUAUACCAUAUCAGAGAUCAAAAUCAAUCUUUAGUAUUUAUGUGGAGCAUUCCAUUUGAUUAUAAUUUUUACAGUAAUUGGUGGGCCAUUCAAGUUUAUGAUAGUUUUAUUGAGGCAAAUUAUGAUAAUAACUCUGAAUUCUUUUUUGUUUCCAAAUUUAGCUAUUAUAAUAUUUAUUUUACAUUAUUAAUCUAG